GCCACGUACUGAAGGGAGUUUGGAUGAUACCCCAGUCGGCGAUUUGUAAAACUUUCCGAGCGUCUCCUGUUUUUGAUGCUUUUCGUCAUUUUGGACGUCCUCUGGAGUUACCUGAGCUGUGAUCGAGCGGAGAAUAAGCGAACAGAGUUAUUAAUCAGCUCCACAAAUCGUUGCAUGAAACUGAGAGCUGGGCCGCAAUGAGUCGGAGAACGCGACGCUGGAUUUUAAGAGUUUUGCUUUGUUUAGGAAUUGUUUACCUGAAAAUUGGUGGCUUCUCAUCGGUGGUGGCCCUAGGUGCGAGUAUAAUCUGUAACAAGAUCCCCGGUUUGGCCCCCAGACAACGGAUUAUCUGCCAAAGUCGCCCCGAUGCCAUUAUCGUCAUCGGAGAGGGAGCCCAAAUGGGCAUCAACGAGUGUCAGUUUCAGUUCAAAAACGGGCGAUGGAACUGCUCUGCGCUAGGAGAGAGGACUGUCUUCGGAAAAGAGUUGAAAGUGGGCAGUAAAGAAGCUGCGUUCACCUACGCCAUCAUCGCAGCAGGUGUGGCCCAUGCCAUUACAGCAGCCUGUACGCAGGGUAACCUGAGUGACUGUAGCUGUGACAAGGAGAAGCAGGGUUUCUACAGCAAAGACCAAGGAUGGAAGUGGGGAGGCUGCUCAGCAGACAUCAGCUACGGCCUGGGUUUCUCCAAAGUAUUUAUUGAUGCUCGGGAGGUCAAGCAGAAUGCGAGGACGCUCAUGAACCUCCAUAAUAACGAGGUGGGACGCAAGGUCUUGGAGAAGAACAUGCGAUUGGAAUGCAAGUGUCAUGGUGUCUCAGGCUCCUGCACCACCAAAACCUGCUGGACUACACUUCCCAAGUUCCGCGAGCUCGGCUACAUUCUCAAGGAGAAAUAUGCCCAUGCGGUGCACGUGGAACCAGUCAAAGCCAGCCGCAACAAGCGCCCUAAAUUCCUCAAGAUCAAGAAGCCUUACUCGUACCGGAAGCCCAUGGAUACAGACCUGGUGUACAUAGACAAGUCGCCCAACUACUGUGAGGCGGACCCUGUGACUGGGAGCUUGGGGACACAGGGACGGGUGUGUAACAAGACAAUGAUGCAGCACAUCAGCGGCUGCGACUUGAUGUGCUGCGGCCGGGGAUACAACACGCACCAGUACUCUCGCGUCUGGCAGUGCAACUGCAAGUUCCUGUGGUGCUGCUACGUUAAAUGCAACACCUGCAGCGAGAGGACAGAGGUGUACACAUGCAAAUGAGAGUAUUUAUUGGAUGGUGUAUGUGACGAUGUAUGCGAGCGCUCAUGUUUCAGUGUUUUCAUGGACAAAAACCUUACAAGAAGGCUGUUUUUUUAUUUGCGGUCUUUUUCAUGCAUGAGGAACUUACUGCGUAUGCGGUAAGCUGAAGAUGGGCGUCAUGAUUCUUUUGCACACGAAGCUCUUUUACCCCCUCUUCUUGGACUGUUUGUUGGGAUGCGGUGUCGGAACAGUGUGAGGAAAAAAGCAGUUAAGGGAGAAAACUGUAGCCUGGCUUAUGGGACUGGUUGACCACAGUGUGAGUCACCAAAACAAAAUGUCAAGACUUUAAGCUAUAUGGACAUGUACUGACAUUUUGACGGCUUGGCCUUUGCCAAUGCAAACGAAUUCUGGUGGAUGUGAUGCUGGGCAGGACACCCUGCUGUAGUUCUCACCCUGUGUGCACAGAUGAAACGACACAGCCAUUUGGAAUAUUUAACAUACUGUAUUUAGAGAAUGAAAAUAAUUAAUAUUAAUUUAUUCUAUAAAGAACUACUGAUUUUGUCCAUUAUGGAUCAAAAAUAACUAAAUGUCAUGAGGUCUUAGUUUAUUAAAGCAAUUGCAACAUGUCCAUGGCUAACACACUGGAUUUGAAUCUGCCUGGAAUAAUGUGUCAUGUUGUAGAGUAAUGUUGUUCCACAUGCUGUAGGCUACUCAAAUUGACCUUCUGACCUUCUCGUGAGUUUGUCUUCCCUCUGUUUGCUGCUAGACUAGAAAAAAAAAUCCCACUUGUUGAGGUAGAAGGCUGAAUGCUGUACUGACUGUCUCCAGUGGUGUUGCUCACUUCAAGCUAAUGUAGCUUUACUGGAAUUAUUCACUGAUCAAAAACACGGGCACAUUUUCCACGUUUGGUAAAUAUUGGUUAAUAGAGUAUAUUUUGUAAAAGCCUAUUUUUAUAUGAAUGUUUUAUUUAUAUCUUUUGCAUAUUCAAUGUCACGUUUCUGACCCUGACAUCUGUUUUUAAAACCCCUGUGAAAAAAAAAAAAGCUGAUAUAUGUAAGUUGGCCCCAGCUGUCACUGCCAUAGUUGUAUAUUGUAAGUGAUAGAGACUGUUUAUAUGUGUCUGUGUUCAAAUGUCUGUGUUUACUGCGUUUCAUGACUACUACUGAUGAAAUACAGGAACAGAAUAACACUAACAAUGA
Messenger RNA from Stegastes partitus (bicolor damselfish), 2428 nucleotides. RefSeq names its product wingless-type MMTV integration site family, member 7Ab (gene wnt7ab). Gene Ontology annotation, molecular function: cytokine activity; frizzled binding. Lineage: Eukaryota; Metazoa; Chordata; Actinopteri; Pomacentridae. The transcript has 4 exons. Bases 198 to 1250 code for a protein of 350 amino acids. Gene Ontology annotation, biological process: multicellular organism development; positive regulation of JNK cascade; canonical Wnt signaling pathway. Gene Ontology annotation, cellular component: extracellular region. The record is from RefSeq and is a predicted model, not a curated record.